UUUGCUUUUGUUUAAAAAUGACUUCCUCCUUUUUCAUCCUUCUCUUUCUUUAUUCACUUUCUAUGUCAACCUUCGGUGUGUGCAGAGGAACAGUGUGUGUUGGAAGUGAGAGAGAGACACUGUUGAAGUUGAAACAUCAUCUCAUUGAUCCUUCAAAUAGACUUUCUUCUUGGAAUGCUUCUCUCAAUCCCAAUUGUUGCCAUUGGUAUGGAGUUCUCUGCAACAACGUCACAUCUCAUGUUGCAGAGCUUCACCUCAACACUCCACUUCCUCUUUACGAUGAAAUCCUAGGUUAUCAAUUGGAUGAAUAUGUUUAUGAAGAAGCAUUGGAAAAGUAUUAUAGACGGGCAUUUGGUGGAGAGAUAAAUCCUUGUUUGGUUGAUUUGAAGCAUUUGAAUUACUUGGAUUUCAGCGGCAAUCUAGUUUAUAGGAAGCCAUUUCCUUCUUUCAUUGCAACAAUGACUUCCUUAACUCACCUCAACCUUUCUUAUGCUGGAUUCAUGGGGAACAUUCCUCCUCAGAUUGGAAAUCUCUCAAAUUUGCUCUAUCUUGAUUUAAGUUUUGCUUGCAAGGGAACAAUUCCUUCCCAGAUAGGGAAUCUCUCCAAUUUGUUGUACCUUGACCUCUCUUAUGCUUUGAACGGAAGAAUUCCUCCUCAGAUAGGGAAUCUCUCCAACUUGCUCCACCUCCACCUCAGCGGAGGAUAUUAUGAUGAAGAAUCUAUAUUUUAUGAAAAUGUUGAUUGGCUGUCAAGUCUUUCUAAGCUUUGCUAUCUUCAAUUGAGCAACACUCGGUCACCUGUAGGAGGUAUGCCAAUUCCUUCUUUUCUUGGCUCAAUGACCAACUUAAUUCACUUGGACCUCUCUUAUUCUGGAUUUAUGGGCAACAUUCCUCCCCAGAUUGGUAAUCUUUCCAAUUUACUCUAUCUUGAUUUAAGUUAUGCUGCCAACGGAACAAUUCCCUCUCAAAUUGGAAAUCUCUCCAACUUGCUCUACCUUCAUCUUGGAGGUGAUUAUUAUUAUGAAAAUGUUGAUUGGUUGUCAAGUCUUUCCAAGCUUUGUUAUCUUCACUUGAGCUACACUCGGUCAGUUGUAGGAGGUAUGCCAAUUCCUUCUUUUCUUGGUUCAAUGACCACCUUAAUUCACUUGGACCUCUCUUAUUCUGAUUUUAUGGGCAACAUUCCUCUCCAGAUUGGUAAUCUUUCCAAUUUGGCGUAUCUAGACUUAAGUUAUGCUGCCAAUGGAACUAUUCCCUCUCAAAUUGGAAAUCUCUCCAACUUGCUCUACCUUGAUCUUGGGGGUGAUUAUUUUGUUGGGAAUGAUGAUUGGUUGUCAAGUCUUUCAAAACUUGAAUAUCUUGAUUUGAGAGGUGCAAACUUAUCCCAAUCAUUUGAUUUUUCUUACAUUCUGCAAGCUCUUCCUUCUUUGAUGACCCUACAAUUGUCAGGAUGUACACUCCCUCCGUAUAAUCAACCCUCCUUUCUUAAGAGUUCGUCUCUCGUUACUCUUGAUCUUUCCCAUAUUUCUUAUCCUUCUACAUUUUCUUUUGUUCCAAAGUGGCUAUUUGGAUUGAAAAAACUUGUUUAUCUUUCUUUAUUUUAUAAUGACUUUGAAGGUCCAAUUCCAGAUGGUCUUCGAAACCUCACACUACUUGAAAAGCUUCACUUGACAGGAAAUUCAUUCUCAUAUAUACCUGAUUGGUUUUAUAGUAGUUUUCCUAAUCUAAAGAUCUUGGACCUAUCACAAAACAACUUGCAUGGGACUAUUUCUGAUGCCUUAGGAAAUAUGACUUCUCUGAUUAAACUUGAUUUGUCUUACAAUAAACUGGAAGGUCCACUUCCAACUUCUUUUGGUUAUCUAUGCAACUUAAGGGAUAUAAGUUUCUCAUAUCUCAAACUCAACCAGCAUAUUAAUGAAAUUUUAGAUAUUCUUUCACCGUGUAUUGCCCAUGGACUGACAACACUUGAAGUUCAAAGUUCUCAACUUUCAGGUAAUCUGACUGACCAAUUUGAAGUUUAUAAAAAUCUUGUCACACUAGAUUUUAGUGGAAACAAAAUUGGUGGAGAACUUCCAGCAUCGCUUGGAAAACUUUCAUCACUGAGAAAUCUUGAUUUGUCCAAUAAUCAGCUUAGUGGAAAUCCAUUUCAAAGUCUUAGAUCACUCUCUAAAUUGUCAUCUCUUGAUAUUGAUUAUAAUAAUUUUGAAGGUGUUGUCAUGGAAAAUCAUCUCAAAAAUCUUAAUAGCUUGAGUGAAAUUUAUGCAGCAGGAAACAAUUUGACUUUAAAAGUGGGUCCCAAUUGGCAUCCUACUUUUCAACUUACUUCUUUGGAUCUGAGUUCUUGGCAAUUAGGUCCUAACUUUCCUUCAUGGAUUCAAUCACAAGACAAACUUGAUUAUUUAGCGAUGUCUAAUACAGGGAUUGUAGAUUCUAUUCCCUGUUGGUUCUGGAACACAUUUUCUCAAGCUCAUUUUCUAGAUCUCUCUCAUAAUCAUAUCCAUGAUUUUUUUUGCAAAAGUCAAGAGAAGCCCAUGAAAUUAGAAUUUCUCAAUCUUGCAUCAAAUAAAUUAUCAGGAGAAAUACCUAAUUGUUGGGGCAUUUGGCCAAAUCUAGUGGAUUUAAAUUUACAAAACAAUAAUUUUGUUGGGAACAUUCCCCAAUCCAUGGGUUCCUUGACAACGCUAAAGUCAUUACAGAUACGUAAAAACUUGCUCUCAGGAACAUUUCCAACAAUUUUGAAGAAGACCAACAAAUUGAUUUUUUUGGAUCUUGGAGAAAAUAAUUUUUCAGGAUCAAUUCCAGCAUGGGUUGGUGAAAGUCUUUUAGAUGUAAGGGUUCUUAUCCUUCGAUCAAAUAGAUUCUCAGGUUACAUUCCUAAAACAAUAUGUGAUAUGAGUCUUCUUCAGGUGUUAGACCUUGCACAAAACAAUUUGACUGGACAUAUACCUACUUGUUUUAAUAGCUUGAAGGCCAUGACCAUGACAAACAAAAGUACAACUCCUCUUAUCUUUUGUGAUGCUAUAAGCAAUAUAUCUAGCUCUUCAUAUUUUACUAUAGUCAGCGUUCUUCUUUGGUUGAAAGGAAGAGGAGAUGAAUACAAAGACUUUCUCGGGUUGGUAACAAGCAUCGAUUUGUCAAAUAACAAAUUAGUUGGAGAAAUACCGAGAGGGAUCACAGAUUUAAAUGGUUUGUUAUUUUUGAACUUGUCUCACAACCAACUUAGUGGUCACAUUCCACAAAACAUUGGUAAUAUGGAAUCGUUGUUGUCCAUUGAUUUCUCAAGAAAUAAACUUUCUGGUGAAAUCCCUCCAACCAUUACAAAUUUGAACUUUCUAAGCUUGCUAGACUUGUCUUAUAAUCAUUUGAAUGGAAAAAUUCCAACAGGAACUCAGUUGCAAACCUUUGAUGCCUCCAACUUUAUUGGCAACAAUCUCUGCGGCCAACCACUACCCAUCAAUUGCAGCUUCAAUGACAAAAUUCUUCGCUAUGAUCGCAAUGACAAAGGGAGUGAUAGGCAUGGAGUGAACUUAUUUUUUGUGGGCAUGACAUUUGGAUUUGUGGUGGGAUUUUGGAUAGUAGUUGGUCCUUUGGUCAUUUUUAGAUCAUGGCGUUAUGCCUAUUUUCAUUUCCUUGAUCAUGUGUGGUUCAAACUUCAAUAUUUUUUCUAAUGUCGAUACAAUAUCUAAUGUGGUGAAAAAUAAAAUCAUUAUAAAACGUGGAAGUUAAUUUGGAUUACUCUGUAUUGCAUAGUUCAAAUUUUCAUGUCAUUUCUGUAUUGUUUGAUUUAUUUUGAAAU
Vigna angularis (adzuki bean) is the source of this 3793-nucleotide messenger RNA. Its product is annotated as receptor-like protein EIX2. NCBI's taxonomy places the organism in Eukaryota, Viridiplantae, Streptophyta, Magnoliopsida, Fabales, Fabaceae. The record is from RefSeq and is a predicted model, not a curated record. Bases 18 to 3665 code for a protein of 1215 amino acids. The transcript has a single exon. Gene Ontology annotation, molecular function: protein binding.